GUGUGUCAAUGAAGGGAAUCGCAUCGUCAAAAGAUUAUCAAUCACAAAAACGUGGUGAUAACUUUCGGACAGUGAGGCACUGUCCCUGCAGUUCUCUCUCUCCUCUCUCUCCCUUCUCGAUUCCUCAACGAUGAAUCUCUGGAACUUUCACCCAACCGCCUUCAUACUCCUUCCACUUCUACCCCUCGUACGAAGCUUCACACUUACCAACAUCCCUUCCGUAAUUCCCGUCUCGGAACCUUUCACCGUCGACUGGACUUCGGAUCCGACUGUUGACCCAGUAAACAUCACCGUCAUUGUAUACGACGCAACAAGAACGCCUGCAUGUUCUGCGAGCGACAUAUCUCAUUACGAACUUGCUGCUAUGGCUAAAGACGUAUCCAGUGGGGAAGGCCAGAUUUCAUUUACGGCUCCUCAUUCUGGGAAGUACAUCUUGUGUGCCUUUAGCGUUUCCAAUUCUCUCGACCCAAGGAGCGCAAACGGCCAGAGCCUAUUCAACUCAACCGUGGUACCUGCCACGCUCGUCGCUCAAACUGUCACCGUCACCGCUUCCCCAACCGCCACCAACACCAACUCAGUCACCAACUCAGCCCCUCAAAGAAACCCACACGACGGAGCCAUAAUCGGAGGAACCUUAGGCGGAUUCAUUGCCCUGCUCAUAGCAAUCAUUCUAGCUCUCUUCUGGUUCGGGCGGUACAGAAUCGUAUCUGUCUCUCGGUACGGCCAGAAAUCGCUUUCGAGGGAAGAUAUCAUAGAAUCUGAACGACGGGCGGUGGAGAAUUUCACUCAUGGAGGAGGGUAUCCUGUCCGGCGUGUGCAACCUGAUGGUCAGGGUUGGACUGCUUCAGAUGAAAGGCCACCCUCGUAUGAUAGCGUUCAUGGUGCACAGGAGUGAUCCGACAGCGAAUCUCUUGGACUAUUGACUCAUUUGUAUAACUGCAAUAUGUUCACUCGCCUAAUUAGCAUGAUCGAUGUCGAAGGGGGGAUGACGGGCGUCAUCCGAGUAGACCGAAACUGAAAAGGAAUUGGGAGGGUUCGGAGGGAUGUGCGAAAAUCAAUACAUACUAUCCUCCUGUCAGGUACUACUACAUAGUUCACUGGGGGCGCAUUUGGGCGCAUUGCACGCAGUACGGUACCCUCUUCCGACCAAUGAUCUAUAUAACCCAAAGUGGAAAAAGACCGUGACCC
Messenger RNA from Marasmius oreades (fairy-ring Marasmius), 1188 nucleotides. RefSeq lists its product as uncharacterized. Lineage: Eukaryota; Fungi; Basidiomycota; Agaricomycetes; Agaricales; Marasmiaceae. The transcript is spliced from 4 exons. The coding region runs from base 131 to 895 and encodes 254 amino acids. The record is from RefSeq and is a predicted model, not a curated record.